CGGACCUCAUGUUGAAUUGCCACUGUGAAUAGGACUGCUAUUAAUCCACAUAAUAUAGUCGUGAAAAUCCAAAACUUCACUUGCUCCGCACUUUUUGACCCUGGUCCUAUGCAGACCUCGUUUGAGAUGGACUCCAACUCAUGCUUACUGAUAAGUCUCAGGCUGACUUUGUACGAGAAGCAUUCCCGAAAUGGUGUAAAUCCACGAAGGAUACUAAACUGA
This is a messenger RNA of Haemonchus placei, 222 nucleotides long. The record is from the annotation of a GenBank genome assembly. NCBI's taxonomy places the organism in Eukaryota, Metazoa, Nematoda, Chromadorea, Rhabditida, Trichostrongylidae.